CGCCGGAAGCGGCGGGAGGCGGCGCGGGACCGGCGAGCGGCGCGGCGGCUGCGGCGCGAGUAGCGGAGCGGCUCCAGCCCUUUCCUUCCUUCCUCCCCCUGCGCCUCGCACAGCGGCGUAGCGAUGAGCGGGCUCCGAGCGCCCCGCGGCGUUCCCGCGGCGCCGGGCUGCCUGCUCCUGCUGGGGCUGCUGCUGGUCGGCGCCGCCGCCGCGGAAUGCGAGCUGGAGGCUGCGGACGUGCCCGGCGGGCGGCGGGGAGCGCGAGGAGGCGCCGCCGCCUCCUCUUCCUCCUCCUCCUCCUCCUCCUCUGCGGCGGAGGGCGCGGCGGUUGUGACAGAUCCCUGCAGUUCUCUCAGCCCACCAUGCUUUACUGAGGAGGACCGGUUCAGCCUGGAAGCUCUUCGCAUGAUCCAUAAGCAAAUGGAUGAUGACAAAGAUGGUGGAAUUGAAGUAGAUGAAAGUGAUGAGUUUCUAAGGGAAGAUAUGCAGUAUAAGGAUGCUUCUAAUAAGCAUAGCCACCUGCAUAGAGAAGACAAGCAUAUCACUAUUGAGGAUCUAUGGAGACGAUGGAAAACAUCUGAAGUUCAUAACUGGACUCAAGAGGACACUCUUCAGUGGCUGUCAGAAUUUGUUGAACUGCCCCAAUAUGAAAAGAAUUUCAGAGAGAGCAAUGUCAAUGGAACAACACUUCCCAGGAUAGCAGUGAAUGAACAUGCUUUCAUGAUCUCUCACCUGAAAAUAAUUGACCGCAGCCAUAGACAGAAACUUCAGCUUAAAGCCUUGGAUGUUGUUUUAUUUGGACCUCUUACACGUCCCCCUCACAACUGGAUGAAGGAUUUUGUAUUAACUGUUUCUAUAGUUAUUGGUUUUGGGGGCUGCUGGUUUGCAUAUACACAGAACAGAACCUCAAAAGAACAUAUCACAAAAAUGAUGAAGGACUUGGAAAGUCUUCAGACAGCAGAACAAAGUCUUCUUGACUUGCAAGAAAGGCUUGAGAAGGCUCAGGAAGAGAAUAGAAAUGUAGCUGUGGAAAAGCAAAAUCUGGAGCGCAAAAUGAUGGAUGAGAUCAAUGAUGCCAAACGAGAAGCUCAUCGGCUAAGGGAGUUGAGGGAGGGAGCUGAAUGUGAGCUCAGCAGGCUCAAAUAUGCGGAGGAAGAGCUGGUGCAGGUGCGCAUGGCUUUAAAAAAGGCUGAGAAGGAAUUUGAGCUGAGAAGUAAUUGGUCUGUUCCUGAAGCUUUGCAGAAGUGGCUUCAGCUAACGCAUGAAGUUGAAGUACAGUAUUACAAUAUCAAAAGACAGCAUGCCGAAAUGCAGUUGGCAAUUGCCAAAGAUGAGGCAGAAAAGAUAAAAAAGAAGAGAAGCACUGUAUUUGGAACAUUACAUGUUGCACACAGCUCUUCACUGGAUGAAGUGGACCAUAAAAUCCUUGAAGCCAAGAAAGCACUCUCUGAGUUGACAACCUGCUUGCGGGAGCGUCUUUAUCGAUGGCAACAGAUUGAGAAGAUUUGUGGUUUUCAAAUAGCACACAAUUCUGGGCUACCAAGCUUGACCUCCUCUCUCUACUCUGAUCACAGCUGGGUAGUUAUGCCCAGAGUUUCCAUUCCUCCUUAUCCAAUUGCAGGGGGAGUUGAUGACUUAGAUGAAGAUACUCCUCCAAUAGUUUCACAGUUUCAUGGGUCCAUUGUAAAACCUCCAAGUACACUGGCAAGAAGCAGUAGCUUGUGUCGAUCAAGACGCAAUGUUGUGCCAUCAUCUCCACAGUCUCAGCAUGCUUUGCACUCCCCUGACCCUGACAUCCUUUCUGUGUCGAGCUGUCCAGCUCUUUAUCGAACUGAAGAGGAGGAGGAAGCCAUUUACUUCUCUGCUGAUAAACAAUGGGAAGUACAGGAAACAGGUUCGGAAUGUGACUCGUUAAAUUCAUCCAUUGGAAGGAAGCAGUCUCCUCCGUCUAGUCUUGAGAUGUACCAGACGCUUUCUCCUCAGAAAGCAUCCCGGGAAGAACUCUCAAUCGAGGAAUCAUCUACAGGAGACUCUUCUUCUCUAACUGCAGAUAUAUCUAGGGGCUCUCCUGACUGUGUAGGCAUGGCAGAAACUAAAAGCAUGAUUUUUAGCCCUGCAAGCAAAGUUUAUAAUGGAAUUCUGGAGAAGUCCUGCAGCAUGAACCAGCUUUCAAGUGGAAUCCCAGCUGUAAAGCCUCGGCACACCUCAUGCUCUUCAACCAGCAGUGAUAGUAAACCCAGCCACGAAGCUUGUUCUGUCCCUAGGAUAAGUAGCAUCCCACAGGACCUGUACCAAAAUGGUGAAAAAAACAAAAAGCCAUCGAAAAUAAAAAGCCUCUUUAAGAAGAAGUGUAAGUGAGGUGGGCAGAAGAAAUCUGUAGUAACAUUAUAAGAACUCUUUUUUUAAAUCUAUAGGAAUGUAAUUCCAUUUGAGCAUUCCAUUCUCGAGUGGAAUGUUCUCUAGGUCAAUUCUAUUUAACUGACUCUCUUGUCAAAGAUCGUGCCAGCUGUCAAUGAGAAAUGAUUAAAAGUUUCAGACAGUUUACAUUCAUUUCUGCCUAUUUAUUUCUUUUUUUUCCCCCUUUUGUUUAUGAAUAAACCCUUUUUAAGCCACUUUGGACUUAAAAGCUUUAAUGAACUAGUAAGCCUUCCUGGGCUUGCCAAAGUUUCUUGUUUACUGGAGCAUCUUCCUAUCUUUCCAUAGAGCUAGGACGCUUAUCUACUGGACUUCAAGAAAAAUAAAAAGAAGUAGAAUUAAUUGAAUUGCACUACUGUUUUACAGACUGGAAAAGUCUCUCUGCAAGUGAAACUGAAAGACGUAUAUUUGACUGAGAAGAUGAAACUUUUCACUUUUAGAUUUUUGGGGUUUUUAAGUAGAACCUAGGAUUUCUAAUUGACUUGACUUCUGGAAAUGGAAAUGCCACGCCUUUACUAUGGGAAGCUUUGUUAAUGCAUUUAUUAUUAGAAUGGUUCAAGUCCUGCUGUAAAGAUAAUGUUUUUCCCAGGACUGUCACUGUGAUUUUACUUCACUGCAGGCUGUAUGAUAAAUUUAUAUAGAUAUGUGUGUAAUUUAACAAGAGAAGAAACUCUUGAUUCCUUAUGCAAGUGAUUGAUAUAAAACUUGUCUGGGGACUGGAAAUACUGACCCUCUUAAAAUGAGGAGGGGAUUAGUAGCUUUUGUUUACAGACUGACAGAAAAAGGACAUCUGCUUUGUGAAAGUUUGUACUGUGGCAAAGAUAAUAAAUUGGAAACAUUAUUGUGCUUUGGGAAUGUUCCAAUUUCAGCUGAUGCUUGUUUCAGACAUAUUUCAGAGUUCAGUUUAUUCAAAGCUCUUGUAGGCUACAUUGCUUAUGCUUACUGCUGUGUAUAAGUUAUUGUUAUAUUUUUUUUGGAUUAGCUAUUAAUGUCUUAAUGUCCUUUUGUAAGAUUUCAUACACUUUAUUUUUGUAUAGUUUGAAGAUUUAGCUGUUCAGACAUGUCUGAAGUAAAUGGUAUGAUUUUAUAAUGCAUACUGUUAUAGUAACUCAUAAUUUUAGAUACAAAGGUGAGAGUCGACGUGCUUCAGAAGGAGAUUUUCUUUAGGUUUUAUAUGGAGAGAUGAAAUUACUAUGAGGUAGCAAGGAAGCCUGUUUAGACAAUAGUAGCUAAUUGUUCAAAAACUUUUUUUUAAACAGUGGGCGACAAAAUGUACUGCUUGAGUAACAGUGCCUUUUAUUCAGUUUGUCUGAAAAUGUUAAUACUGAGCAGGAAUUUAUUUUGAGGUACAUUCCAAAGAGAUAUUUCUUGCUCCAGUGAACACAAGCAAUUUAUCCAGUGAUCACAGAAUUGUUUCAGCUCUUCCAUAGGGGUAUGGUAGUUGCCUCAGUAACAGGUGCCACUGCCAGCAAGCAGCCUGUGAUCAGGGGCUCAUUCCUCGCCAGUAUGUUCAUGCUGUACUGUAUGAAAGAAUUAAUUCACUGACUGCCUAAAUUUUCUUGCCAGUAAGGAGCCUUUAAGAAAACUUGUAGCUAAUUGAAAUUAAACGAUACACAUUUCUUUUCUGUAAUUUUCUAUUUAGGUUCCAUUGUACAUAAUUGAUAUGUUAGUUUUGUCCUUAGUAAGUAGCGGUGAUGUUAACAGAAGCAUUUACAAUGGAUAGUGAAAUGGUUAGAAGAUGGGAUGGAGAUAUUUCAGUACCUUAAAAGUCCUGGAACACUGAUUCAUUCUUUAAGAGAACAGAAAGAAUCUGGAGUUUUGCUGUCUGUCAAGGAAUCAUUGAGUAUCAUCUAUACGAAAAAGCUUAGGGGAAAUAAAAUAUUUGUAAGGUUUGGAGAAAAGGAAAAUUGAUGGAACAGAAAAUAAUGAAAUUAUAUUGUUCUGUUCUCUGAAUCAUCAUUGAACAGUUAUGACUGUGAAAAUAGUCAUCACAUGGUAGCAGUGAUGUCCUUGAACUAUGACUGCUUGCUCUGUCCUUGUUAGUCUGUAUGCAAGUGUGUAAAGACUUUUGCCAGAGUGAACCACCUCAAUGCUGAGUUGUCGGAGUCAUAGUUAAAAGCCUUAUGAAGUACUUGAAAAAUGUAAAAAGGGAAAAUGCAUUAAAAUUAAGUAACUUAUUUUGCCUCCAAAACAACAUAAAGAAGAAUACUACCAGAAAAUGUUCAAUUUUUUGUCUGCACUUGAGAAAGCUAUAGCAAUAAUUGAAUCUUAAUUAAGAUUUGGGGCUGGAUAGUAGAUGUUGCAGUGUGAAGUUUGAGGAAUUGUCUCUACCAUUACCAAAGAAGAUGAAGCAGAUUUUUGAUACUAGAGUGUAAAUAUUUACACAUGGAAAAAUCAGUCUGGUACUGGGGAGUGGAAGGACAACGCUUCCUAAUCACACAGUAGUUGGGGUUAGAAGGGACCUCUGGGGAUCAUUUAGUCCAAUUCCUUGCUAAAGCAGUUUCCCUAGAGAACUUGCAUCAAAACUGUGCAAGCUCAAAUACUGAAAAACCAAAUUAAGUUUUCUGUGGUAUGUGUAACUGAAAAGUAAAACAGAAGCAGUGGUAGAUUCUUAAUUGGCUGUGACUUUUUAAAAAGUAUUAUCUUUCUUAAAACAUGCAAUUUAACCAGCUUCUGGAAGAAAAAUGUUAUAGUAUUCUACAAAUGAGAUUGUCAUAGUGAUAGGUUUUGGAGCACAGACUGCUCUCAACACUGUUUAUCACCAGCUGUCCUAUAACUAUAGCUGCUACUCAAUAAAAAUAAUAACUAAAAGCUUAAGUUAAUGUGAUCAGAAGUGGUAAGUAUUGUAUGUUGGAGCAUAAACUGUAAUUAAUUUAAAUUCAUAAAGCUUUCUCCAUUAUUUUAGUCGAGCCCUUACAUGUUAAUUUGUCCACUAUCUACAUGACUUGUGUUCCUGCUGUUAUGACUACUGUUGAAGUGUUUUUCUUCAAACCUUCAGCGUCUUUUUUUCUGCUUCACUAAAAAAAAAAUCGUUAGGAAUCUGAUGAGGUAGAGAAAGGAAAUAAGCAGGAAGGAUAUGUUGAGAUCAUAGACACUAGGGCAGAUCCUCCUGGUAAACAUCAAAUCCAGCCUCAGCAUUGAAGUACCUGGCAUGCCUCAAUGUUUCAGAAGUGAGGAGACUAUAUGCUUUAAAAGGUCCUUCAAGUUUUACCUCUGUUUGCUUAAUGUAAUCUGAAUAAGCUGGCAGUCACUGAGUCCAAUCAGCAAUCCAGAAACUAGGAUUGCUGUAAGACAUUAGUCAUUUGAGACAAUCUAAUGUCAUCAUUCUUUAGCAGCAGAGGACUUCCUGAGCUCUAAAUUCAGGAUGGUUAUAAUCAGAGUUAUUUUUUUCUGUUGGAACUCUUAUAGCUAAAAUUGUGUUCUAUUUUAAGUUCUCUUGUACUUUUUCUAAAUGUGAGGAUCUUUGCUUUCUUAAACUUUUUGUUAAAGUAUCCUCUGUCAGGAUAGGGCCCCUCUAUAGAUGCUGUCUAGCCUCUUCAGGGAGAAUCAUGUGUCUGUCACCUGUAAAAGAAAUGUCUAGUGUGGUUUCAUAUCAAGAAAUAUACUGACAAGUAAAGAAAACAAAACAAACCCAAACACCAAACCUUUCCUCAGUUCUUACUGAAGAUUAUGAUUUUUCUCUCCUUAUAGCACAAAAACUUUAGUAAGGGUAUUUUUGGUUGUAGUGGGGAAUGCUUUAUGACCAGGUUAUGAUGAACUUUGAGACUAAAGCUGUUAAUUUUUUUCUUUGGUGAAUGAUGGAAUUUAAAAUUGCACGUGCACAGUUCUAGACGCAUAUAGUAUACUUUUAUUUCCCCACUUUGCUGAUACCUAGGUAGCAAAUUACUGUUUACUUUCUGAUGGACAAUUGGCUGAAACAGGGAAAAUUUUCCAUCGUAAUUGAUCCAUCCUUAUCUGGAAGCCUUGGAACCUAAGAAGAUUUGACUUGUGUUUAUUUGUGAUGUGUAUGGAUGCGAGUUAGAGUUGGGCAUUAGUUUUAUGACUAAAUGCAGAAAAGUAAUUAGAAAUGGAAGCCUAAAAGUAUUCUGCCAUUUUGCCUCUUAAGUAUGUGGGAAAAGAGCAUGUGUGGGAGAGAGAGCAACUCCAAUCAGCAUUUCUCAUACCACCAGCUUUUAGAGCAUCAGGAUAGUUUCAUUCCACUUCCAAGAAACAAGGGAGAAGAAUGCAAAUAAACCCAAGUGUUUUAACUUAAAUUUUUGUUUGAAGCUAAAUAGUGGAAUUACUGAUUCCUGGACCUCAUUACCAUUUGCUUAUCUCCUUGUACAAUAUGUUAAGGAUGAUGAACGUAGUUUUCUAAUGUGUUCUAGUUGCACUGACUAAAGUGAUUUGUGAUUGAAACACAGCUUGCUCCCAAUUGCUCCAGGCAUUUUAAUCCUGGAUAUUGCAUGUUCAUUGAAUAAUAGUUGUUUGCUAAGGCUGUUUAAUUUCAAGUGAUGGUAAACUUCUCUGCUUUUGUUUUUUAAACACAGAUUUGGAUAUAGCCACUAACAAAAGAAAAAAGGGUUUUGCCUGUGGAGUUUCAUAGCUUGACAUCAUGUAAAUGUUGUCAAGCAGUGCUUUUGAGGCUACAGUAGUUCAACAAUUUCACACGCGUUUUUAGUAGAUGACUUUCCCUUCCAACUCACUUGAUAUGGUACUGAUCUGAAACUCCACCUAGUCCUCUCUUGUGUAAACAGAAGGCACUGAUUCAUGCAAAUUAGAAUAUUUAAUGCGCCUCUGAAAUUCUCUGAAAUGGAAAUUGGUUAGGUUGAUCUGAAGUGUUACAGGGAAAUCCUUACUCUUUGCAUACAGUGAAAAAGAAUGCAAAGGUAUGUAUCAUCUGUUCCUAUAUCAGAAGGCUAAAAGAUGUUUACAGCUUUUGGUGCUGGAGAUGAGAUGCGUUCAAUCUCAAAACGUUCAGAGCAGUAACUUUAUCCAAGAAGUUAACCUUCGUUUGCAGCACAAACUCUUCAGGGCAUUGCCUUGAUCUUUCUAUUCCAUUUUCAAACCAGCAUUAAGCUUAGUAGCUACAGCACUAACUUAUGUGAUUGCCAGACCUCAGAGCAGUUCUGGAUAAUGAUUUCAGUAGUAUGUCUUAAAGGUGACUUUGUUUAAUGUUGAUGACAUCUGAAUCAACUCUCCUUUACAUUCCUUUUGCUUUAAUUCUGCUCGGUUCUUUGUGAUCCCUCUACUGCUACAAAAAAAAAAAAAAAAUACACAGGAAAUGAUAGUUGUUUGUGUUUAGAAUACAAAGCAUUUUUGCAUUUUUUUUACUCAGUAAUUGAGAAUUACUAAUAGAUAAGCAGUAGAUUUUUUUAAAGACUAGCUCGUGGUUGGAUGUAGCUGUAUAAACGUUGCUGUACUUCAGUUGAGCAAGUAUGUCAUUGACUGGUGCAAUUUAUUUCAGUGGUAAAGUUAUCUGUCUUAAAUUGUCCUUCAUUUGUUUUUAUUUUUUUAUCUUAACUUGAUGCUGCCCAAUUAUUUUCAGACUUGAAGUAAUUUAAAAUUAAGGUCAGUAUGUCCAGUCUUAAAAAGGUCAGUCUUCAGUUGUCAGCCAUCAGAUCAUUCGUACUGGAUUUAAUUAAAAUUAGUCUUCUGCAGAAACAUCCAUCUUGAAUCUUUGUACUAGCUUAUUAAUUUGUUGGUAGAAUGGGUUUCUGGAGGUCUUUAGGUGAAAGGCGGAGAACUGACGUGAACCGGGUAACCUGUGUUCUUUUAUCAGCUUUGAAAUCCAUCUCCCAGUAGGGUUGAGUCUCCCCAGGGGAAUUUAGAUGUACUUUAUUGCUUGGAACUUUGUAGUUAAUUAUAUUUGGCUAUCUAAUUCUAAUAACUGCAUGUGCGCUGUGCUUGCUUGCUUUUCAAUAGCUAAUAAGAGCUAUGGGAGUUCUUAAGAAAUUGUUUAAAAAAAAAAUAAUGUAACAACAACAACUGAAAAAAGACUGGCAAGAUAAUCCUGCCAGGUUGUGGACUGACUUGAACCAACAUCCCAGCUUUUGAUCUGAAAGGCCUGUUUUGUGAAGUGAAUUGCAUAGCAUGUGUGGUUUCACACUGCUCUCCUGCAAGCAACAAGAAAAUUAAAUUGCCCUACAUGUUAGCAAGGCUGUUUGGGAAGUGUCUUGCUCUAUUCUUAUUUUCAGUUUUAAAAAGAUUUAGUAGUAGGCAUUCAGCAUAUCAGUGCCUGACUGAAAAGAUUAGCAGAAUUUGAAUGACUUGCAUUGUUUUGUUUAAUUACAGCUUUAUAAAAAUGUAUAUAUUUGCAUAAAGCCUGUCUUUGGUUCUAGGUUGUUUUCCAAUGACGUAAUAAGAAGAGGACCAAGACAAAUGUGUACACAGUUUAAAUCUUACUCAAAAGGCUUUACUGUUCUGGGAAGAUAUGUUGUCCUCCAUGCAGAUUCUGCUCUUCCUCUAUUUACUUCUCUUUGUUUUCGUUGACUGAACUAAAGUGAGAAACAAAGCCCUGGGACUGACUAGUUUCUAUCUCUAAUAUAUACACACUAUACUUACUUUUGACUUCAUCUACUGCAUGUUGUUAAGGCUGUACACAAAUGCAGUUGGAGUAUUUCUUUGGUGUUGUACAGCAUGAUGCAUUUUGUUCCCCUUUCUAGUUUACCUCCCAUUAGCUAUAUAUUGCUUUACAACUGGAAGAAAAAAAAACCCAACAUCUGAGUUUUUGGGAAUUGAGUCUUUGUUUGCAUAUUUUUUUCUGUGAGUCUUAUGAGAAAUGUCCUGCUUGGAGAGUCUCAGACAGUAUUUUCUUGUGUUCAUUCAUGUUGUUUUGCUUAUUUUAUAAGUGGAUAUUGAUUUCUGAUGUGUUGUUACACUUAAUGUUGAAUAAAUCUUACUUCCAUUUUGAAAAGUGAAAA
Numida meleagris (helmeted guineafowl) is the source of this 9317-nucleotide messenger RNA. It is a transcript of the gene STIM2, whose product is annotated as stromal interaction molecule 2. Gene Ontology annotation, molecular function: calcium channel regulator activity; calcium ion binding; protein binding. The record is from RefSeq and is a predicted model, not a curated record. NCBI's taxonomy places the organism in Eukaryota, Metazoa, Chordata, Aves, Galliformes, Numididae. Bases 124 to 2358 code for a protein of 744 amino acids. The transcript has 12 exons. Gene Ontology annotation, biological process: activation of store-operated calcium channel activity; store-operated calcium entry; intracellular calcium ion homeostasis. Gene Ontology annotation, cellular component: endoplasmic reticulum; plasma membrane.